Messenger RNA from Plasmopara halstedii, 366 nucleotides. RefSeq lists its product as uncharacterized. NCBI's taxonomy places the organism in Eukaryota, Oomycota, Peronosporomycetes, Peronosporales, Peronosporaceae. The record is from RefSeq and is a predicted model, not a curated record. Bases 1 to 366 code for a protein of 121 amino acids. The transcript is spliced from 3 exons.
AUGCGCUUUGACUCACGCAUUGUGGUUUUGCCGGCGUGGCGUGAUGUUGACCUGCUGCAGUACGCGAAGUUAAUGAACUGGGUUGUUGAUUCUGGUCUACGCAAGAUCAAGCGGCAUAAGACACCAGUGGCCAAACUUGUUAAGGAGCAGUACUUCUAUAGUAGCGGCAGUUUGCGCGGGUUCUCGUUUGAGUUGGUGUACGACUAUGGUGGGGGACAAAGCAAGAGCCAAUUGGAUCGUUUCCAGCGUCACUACGUCACUGACUGCAACCGAGAAGUGGAAUACCAUGACAGUCGAUGGGAAGCUAUCUGUGGAUUUUGGAUAUGUGCUGAGCCAGUUGGGCAUGGGGGGUAUUUGUGGACGUGA